CUUUCCUUGAGGGCACGGACAUUACGUGCACAGUAACCUGGAGGAACAGACAGGACAACAGUGCAAAAGCCAAACAGAAAAUUAUACUGGAAUGGUGAGCAAGUAUGAGAGACCUAUCAAAGAGAAGAAAGGAAACUGAUGACAGAUUUUGAUUUAAAAGACUAAAGGAACCAGAUCAAUUUUGAAAUACACUUAAAAAUUUCAUCAUGGUAACUCUGAACAUCAAAUCCUUAACAACACCGGUCGGAAUUAUCCGGAUUUUCGAAUUUGUGCUGACCUGCAUCACUUUCAGUCUGGUGGCUUCUCAGGGUCACAGGAAUAGUUCAUUUUGGGCAUGGUGCAUGUUCACCUGGUGCUUCUGCUGUUUCAUGACCCUCCUCAUCAUUAUUUUGGAGUUCACCAGCCUUAAUACCAAGGUUCCCAUCUCCUGGAAUGACUUCACUGCGGCGUUUGCGAUGCUGGCCACCCUGAUGGUGAUGGCAGCCUCGGUCAUCUACCCUAAGUUUUAUGUGCGCUCGACGUGCGCUCAUGGGAUUGCGGCUACGGUGAUGUCCUGUUUGUCUUUUAUCCUGUACGCAGUGGAAGUAGGUCUAACCCGAGCGAAACCCGGGGAGAUCAGCGGGUUCCUAUCCACUGUGCCCGGCUUACUAAAGGUUGUGGAGGCCUUUGUUUCCUGUAUCAUCUUCAUCUCGCUGGACUCAAACUUUUACAGUAAUUUCCCUGGGUUGCAGUGGUGUGUGGCCGUCUACUCCAUCUGCUUCAUCGUCUCUCUUCUCAUCAUCCUCCUGACAAUCUGUAGGUUGUUGGCUCGAUGCCCCUUUCCGUUUGAUAAAUGUCUGACGGGUUACAAUGUGCUGGCGGUUAUGAUGUACAUGACGGCAGUGGUUAUGUGGCCACUCUACAGCUUCCGGGACAAUCCGAGACCAACGGUAUGUAACCCCUGCUGGGACAACCUGGUUGUUGUGUCGGUAAUGACCUGCAUCAAUCUGAUUGUAUACAUUGUGGAUACAGUUUACUCAGUGCGCUUGGUCUUCCUUGUUUCACCUGCCUAGGAAAAGGACAAACCAUAUAACCAACGUAUGACAUCAGGCAAGAAGUAAAGUUUUAAUGUGGAGUUUUGUUUCAGUAAUAAAAUUAAUUCAAUUAAUACAAGAUUUAUUCAUAUUAUUUGGGUAAAAUGUUGGCUUAAAGUGAAAGUUUUUAUGAAUGUUUAUAUAUGUCUGAUAUAAUAUGUAGGGAUGAGUGGGGCACAAACAAAUGUAGGGUUCAUUGUAACACGGCGCAGAAAAACUGAGGUCAGAUGAAUACAGUUCAGCGUAAUAUGAAGUUUCAGUUUUAAAACACAUGAAUUACACUUGCGAUUAACAGUACAAUGUUGCAAAACUUGUUUUCUUACCCUUGUAACUUGAUUUACACCUUUACAAACCAGUUUUUACUAAUGCAAAUUUAUUUUACACCCCCGCCAAUUUUAUCUUUCGCAAGCAAUAUUUUUUGCCGUCAUUUUACCUUCAUAUAUAGUCCCACACAAGCUGUGGAUAGCAUGCUAAUGUAAAGCCCGAUGAUUUAAAGGAUCCAAAGAUCCUGUUCUGAGCAAUAGUAAACCUGUCAACUGUUUCACUGUUUUUACAAAAUUACAUUUCUUUUCUUUUAAUUGUUUAAAUUGUCAUCUCUCAUGUGUUUCUUAUUCUAUGUAAAGCACUUUGAAUUACCUCUGUGUAUGAAAUGUGCUAUACAAAAAUAAACUUGCCUUGUAUU
Messenger RNA from Paramisgurnus dabryanus, 1755 nucleotides. Its product is annotated as myeloid-associated differentiation marker homolog. The record is from RefSeq and is a predicted model, not a curated record. NCBI's taxonomy places the organism in Eukaryota, Metazoa, Chordata, Actinopteri, Cypriniformes, Cobitidae. Gene Ontology annotation, cellular component: membrane.